Molecule: messenger RNA, 2324 nt
Organism: Cercospora beticola
Lineage: Eukaryota; Fungi; Ascomycota; Dothideomycetes; Mycosphaerellales; Mycosphaerellaceae
Source: RefSeq, a predicted model, not a curated record
CUCCAUCUCUACACACUAUUUACACCGAGAAAAGAAAUGGAGUCGAAAGCCACUGUUCGUUCGUGUAAGUUCAAGCCACCAAAAAUGUUGUUGUCCGUUCUGCCGUUUCCGGUCAUGUUAUGUUGUGGGUCUUCGUGAUCCUCAACUUGACGCCGGGCUUCAGGGCACCACAGGUCCAUAUCUGAGAGACAUGUUCUUACCAGAAACCUUAGGUACGACUUGCCACAAGGCUAAAGCGAGAUGUGUGCGACGGGUCGGACAAGAAAUUUGCGAACGGUAAUACGCCCAACAUUCGUGCUUUCCUCCGCAACACGGACGUUCGUCAAACUGCAAGAGCUCUACAUGAAGAAAGCUUCCACGGCGUCGGAACUAGAAACAUCGUUCGCCCAGAGUGUUUGACUUUUUUCCGAGCGCACAGGAGUGCUUGCAGACGAACUUCGUGCAAACGAACUUCGAUCAAUUAUGGACUGCUUGAGCAAUGCUAACUUUCUGUGACCAGAUGCGCGAGACUAAAAAAGGAAUGCCAUGCUAAAGAGCCGAUUCUGAGAAGACGGAAAUCGAUCAAGACAACGCGUGCUGCUCAAUUGGAGAAGCUGGAAAGCAAGAUUGAGCAUCUAGUCAAUGCGCUGUCCUCACAGCAGUCCAACCCUCCCACUCGAUCGGAUUAUGGCCAACUCUCGCCCCCAGCUUCUCAUGUCCCAAGCGAAAGAGCAGGCCCUCGGGGCGAGAUUAGCCAGGAACUCAUUAGUUCCUUGUGCUGCGACGCUACCGAGCAAGAUCUAGAGUCGGAAGAAGUGUCCCGCAAUCAAUCACCUACCACAAAUGGCGCCGCCAGCAAUAGAUUGACAGCCGUGACGCUGAGCGAGGCGGAGCACUUGUUGGAUCGAUACCAACGACUCAUGUCUCCAGGCCUACCUUUCGUAAUCAUACCGACUUCUGUCUCGGCCCAAGAGCUGUACAAGGCCAAGCCGGUUCUCUUGAGAGCAAUCACUACCGUUGCACUGUUCCACGACCUCCCGCGGCAACGACUUCUCGUGAAGGAGCUUAUUCGAGACAUGAGCGAUAGGAUCAUGCUCAAAGGAGAGAAAUCGAUCGACUUACUUCAAGCCAUCAUCAUUUUCGUUGCGUGGUCGCAUCCUCAUGUAUUUCUGAAUCGCCAAACGAAUAACAUGCUCUACCUCGCAAUGGCGAUGGUUGCCGACAUGGGUCUCGGUCGUCAGCCCCACAGCAAUGCAAUCUUCGGCGUGGAGUUACGGGCACAGAGUAACGAGGGCCACCGCAUUCUGCUCGGCCUCUUCUACUUCAGUUCCAUGUUAUCAUCGUCUUUCCAUCGAAUUGAUGCGAUGCCAUUUACCCGCCACAUGGAAACCUGUCUUCGAACGCUGGAGCAAUGCCGGGAACGAGAGAGCGACUGCCUUCUCGUGCAGAUGGUCAGAUUGCAACAGAUCAUGCAGUCAAUGUGCACCGCGGACUUGACGACAGUACCAGCAAAAGUCUACACCAAAGCUCUGAAAGCCGAUCUUGACAGAGUGGGCCAGUCAGACCCCAGCAAAGGAGACAAUUUACUUCUCCGUAUGCAGUCUCUCCUCGCAGAGAUAUUCUUGUGGGAAAUGACGCUCAAUGGGCUAGUCGAAGACCGGAACGUAUCGUUGAGCAGUGUUCUUGAUGACUUAUAUCAAUGUGUGUCAGCGGUCAAGGCCUUUGUGGAAGCCUUCUUCGACAUUCCGCCAUCACUAUACUUGACAUUGCCCUUCUCGGUCUUUGCGCAGUUUGGACACGCUUUUAUUGUCCUGACGAAGCUCGCAUCGCUGGACAUCGAUGGCUGGGAUGUGAAAGCCUUGAACGAUCAUUUGAACUUCUCCUACGUCAUCGAGGAAUCGGCUCGACUGUUCGAAGAAGCCACCAGAGUUGGACCAGACGGCAUCGUCCUCAACAACAAUGCUCUUGGCAAAUGGCCACAACGGGUGCUGUACAUGCAGAGCGUGUACAAGUCGAGGUUCGGCGAAAUGGCCAUGGGCAGUUCAAGGAGUACGACAGAUGUCGGGAAAUACACCCCAGGGCAGGACAAUUUCGGGCAUCCGACGCCGCCUGAUGACAUUUUGAACGUGGACUUUUUCAACUAUCUCGACGCCGAUUUUUGGUCUACUGUGGAUUUCAGCACAGAUCUGGGAUUCGGGACAGCAGGCAAUGGAAUCACUGCAGUUAGCUAAAUGUUAACAUGUGCGAACAUUGUACAAUUAUCCGCUCCCCCUAGACUCACCAGGAAGAUUAAUGAUGGUCGAAGUGAACAAUCUUGCUCACAUGGAAUCUCAGCAUCUCAGGCA